ACCAGUUGUCCAGAGCUAGCUGGCCAAAUUGUGUAGGCCCUUUUAGGUACAAAUCGUCGAUUUUAAAACAAACAUUUGAAGAUAGAGACAUAGAAUCUACACUCCGCGAUCCGGAGUAGUGGUACAGUAGACAAGUCAAUGAUGGAGACAGUAGAGGUAGCAAGUGACGCCUAUGUUUACUUCUACCCAGUAGUCCAGAACCUCAAGAAUUUGUUUCAGGCCUCCAUAUGGCCACACAGCCCUGCUUUUGCGCCCUUGAACCAGUUUAGGCAUAGCACCACGUUGGUGGACUGGAGGUUCACAAGUGUGGUGUCUCCCAACAAUGAUACUCUCUACUCCAGAGCCUGGCUAGACUUGGACAAGACUCCAAUGAUUCUAGGGCUACCAGCGGUUCCUGUGAUGGACAAUAACAAAAAGCGUUACUACAGCUUUCAAAUUGUGGACGGGUACACGUACAACAUGAAGAUCAUCUCCCCACGUACAACUGGCAGCUGGGAUGCAGCUUCUUACCUCAUCACUGGUCCAUCCUUCAAUGGAAAUAUACCUAGCAAUUUCGACGAAGACCACAUUAUCACGUCUACUAGCCGUUUUACGUUUGUGCUUGGUCGCACUGGUGUGUAUUGUGAAGAAGACAUCCAAAAUGUGGAGGCAAUUCAGAAAGGGUACACCCUUACUCCACUAGCUCAGGGAGAAGCAGCAGGUCCAGCAGAUGUUCCUUUGUUCCCUUUCAUUGACAGCGCUGAACUUUCCAAAGAUACUCCCGAGCCUCAACUCUUUUUCACGUAUGUGAACUUCAUAAUGAAUUACGUAUCCGUGUAUAGUGAUGAGAGUGAACUCAUGCAGCAAUUCAACAAAAUCUGUGUGGGACCGAAUAUGACAUUUAACGGUCAAACCAUGAGCAGGGUGAAGUAUGAAGAAAUCAACGUUGGAGUUACAAUAGGUGCGAAGAAGAUUGAUUUAGCACCAAUUACCGAACAUUUCGGGAACGUAUCAGACGGGUGGAUAGCUGCUAUUAACCCGCCAAUAUUUGGUACAAGGACUGUUCUCAAAGGGAAGUAUGCCACUCGAGCAUUUGCUGCCAAAGUAGGUUUGUAUGGGGUCGAUCCUCAGGAAGCCUACUAUCCCUCUGCCAACAAAGAUAUCGAUGGCGACACACUCAAUAGUACGAAAAACAACUUCACCCUUACUUUUCCAGCAGGCCGUUUUCCAGUAGUUGGAGAAGCCGGUUUCUGGUCGGUGACCAUGUACCGUUUGCCUGAGAGGCUACUUGUGCAGAAUCCAAUUGAUCGAUAUUCCAUUGGUGAUCGCACUCAAGGUUUGGUGUAUGCCAAUGACGGAUCGUUAACCUUGUAUAUUCAAAAAGAUAAGCCCGAUACAGAUGCCAAGGCUGCCAACUGGCUACCAGCUCCCGAUCCAAGUCACGAAGGAUACAAGUCAGGGCUGUUUAAUGUUAUCAUGCGAAUUUACUGGCCAACAAAGCAAAACGUUGAUAGCUCAGGUGCAUUAAGGCACGUCCAGAAUCAAGAAAAGACCAACGUCACAUACGUUGAAAAGUGUGCGAUAUUAAACAUAUCAAUUUGACAUUUUGUUUUCUCAUAAAAA
This is a messenger RNA of Halichondria panicea, 1602 nucleotides long. RefSeq lists its product as uncharacterized. The record is from RefSeq and is a predicted model, not a curated record. The transcript is spliced from 2 exons. The coding region runs from base 139 to 1581 and encodes 480 amino acids. NCBI's taxonomy places the organism in Eukaryota, Metazoa, Porifera, Demospongiae, Suberitida, Halichondriidae.